Molecule: messenger RNA, 2221 nt
Organism: Oryza sativa Japonica Group (Japanese rice)
Lineage: Eukaryota; Viridiplantae; Streptophyta; Magnoliopsida; Poales; Poaceae
Source: RefSeq, a predicted model, not a curated record
GGGGGAGGAGAAAAACGCGAGGCGUUUGGCGUGGGAGCGAAGCCCUCUCCCUCUCUCUCUCUCCCGUUGGCGGCUUGCGCGCGCGCUUCCAGCCUCGGAACGCACGAGCUCAUGCUCAUGCCGCCGCUCCCGGUUGUUCGUCUUCCGCUUCCUCCUUCCGCCGCUCAUGCGGCCCCCACGGCGCAGUGGCCGCGAGCUCUCCGCCACCGCGGUGGGGGCGGCAUCGAGGCGCGGGGUGAUGGCCGCGGGCGAGGGCGGCGUGGGGUAGUGUGCGCCAUGGCGGCGGGGGAGGCCGGGCCCGGGCCCGGGCCGGCGCCCUCCAGGACCCAGAUGAUAAUGGAUAAGAUCUCCAGCGGUGAAGAAGUUGGCGGUGCUGGGGGUGCGUACUCAUACAACGCAUUGAAAAGACUGGAUCAAAUAUGGUCUAGCAUAUGUGAAGCGCAAUCAGAUUCCAAAGUCCCUGAAGUUGUUACUCGAGUCCAAGGGCCAUUGGUUGAUUAUGAUCUUGGUGAUGGCUCAGAGAUCUUUGAUGUAUUAGUGUGUGGUGGCACAUUAGGUAUAUUUGUAGCUACUGCCCUCAGUUAUAAAGGCCUUCGGGUUGGAAUUAUUGAAAGAAACAUAAUCAAAGGGAGAGAACAAGAGUGGAACAUUUCAAGAAAAGAGCUUAUGGAACUUGUAGAAGUUGGCAUCCUUUCUGAAGAGGAGAUUGAACAGAUAAUAUCAAGUGAUUUCAAUCCUACUAGAUGUGCAUUUGAGAGUAAAGGUGAAAUUUGGGUGGAGAACAUCCUUAAUCUUGGAAUUUCGCCUGCUAAACUUGUUGAGAUCAUGAAAGAACGCUUCGUUUCUUCAGGAGGAGCCAUAUUUGAGGGGAAAAGUUUGUCAAGCAUUUCUGUUCAUGAUGACUUUGCUGUAUUAAACUUGAGUGAUGGUGGUUCUCUGCCUUGUCGACUUGUUAUUGAUGCUAUGGGUAAUUUUUCCCCAAUUGUGCGACAGAUCCGGUCAGGCAGAAAACCAGAUGGAGUAUGCCUUGUUGUUGGUACUUGUGCUCGUGGAUUUGACAGAAAUACAACAAGUGACAUUAUUUUCAGUAGCUCAUCCAUAAAGAGAGCAGGAAAUUCAGGAGUACAACUGUUCUGGGAGGGUUUUCCUGCUGGUUCUGGUCCCACGGAUCGCACUACAUACAUGUUCACCUAUGUUGAUCCACAUUCUGGGGGCCCAAAGCUAGAAGAACUUUUGGAGACGUUCUGGGAUCUUAUGCCUGCUUACGAGGAUGUGGUUCUUGAAAACCUGGAUAUAAUGAGAGUCAUAUUUGGAAUUUUCCCAACCUAUCGGAAUAGCCCCUUGCCAGCUGCAUUUGACCGUGUCUUGCAGGUUGGUGAUGCUAGUGGAAUCCAGUCACCUGUUUCUUUUGGAGGUUUUGGAAGCUUGACAAGGCAUCUUGGUCGUUUGUCAAAUGGUAUAUAUGAAGCAGUUUCAGGAGAUCUUCUGGAUGCACGUAGUUUGCAGCUGCUGAACCCUUAUAUGCCAAAUUUAAGUGCAUCAUGGUUGUUCCAAAGAGCAAUGUCAGCAAGGCCGCAGAUCGAUGUUUCCCCAACUUUUAUCAAUGAGCUUCUCUUUGCUAAUUUUGAGUCGAUGCAGAAACUUGGGGAUUCAGUACUUCGGCCAUUUCUCCAGGAUGUAAUACAAUUUGGACCUCUGGUUAAAACUCUGGGUCUAGUAAUGAUCACUCGACCACAGAUUUUGCCUUCCAUUUUUAAGCAGGCUGGACCUGGAGUCAUUCUUAACUGGUCAGGCCAUUUUGUGAUGCUUGGUUACUAUACAUUCCUUUCCACCUUUAUAGACCCAAUCCUCAGGCCUUGGGUUGAAUCCUUGCCAUUGAGGAACAAAUAUCAAUGGAAACGAUAUCUCGAAGCAUGGAAGUAUGGAGCUGGCUUAGAUUAUCGCCAAGGGGAAUAAUCAGCUUCUUUUGGAAUUAGUCUAUAUUUCAUUGAGAAAGAAAUACAUACAGAUAAAGGAACAUAUAUACCUUUUCUAUUAGGUCAAAUCACUGUACAGUGUAGAUACAAAGAAAAUUUCUUUCUUUUUUCAGACCAAGACAGUGAAUAACAUGUUAGUUAUUGAGAACAAGUAAUAUGCGGUUCACUUGUAAGUACAUAUUAUUAACUGAAGUGAAUAUGUAAUGUCUACAUUUUCAAACAUUGCAGAACUGAGCUUUAUGGAA